This is a messenger RNA of Coregonus sp. 'balchen', 21723 nucleotides long. The record is from the annotation of a GenBank genome assembly. Lineage: Eukaryota; Metazoa; Chordata; Actinopteri; Salmoniformes; Salmonidae.
GGUUUACCAGCAGGCGUUUCAUGUCACAUUCAGUUCAGGGUGAUUCUCAGACGGUUCCUGCCUGACUGUCAACUCCAUCCCCUAGCCUGCCAGUCUAACUGGGCCCUGAUACGACUUGACUCCUGACUCACGAUGCAGUGGAGCUUGACUUGCUGUGUGGAUGGAGGGAGCCCAAUACCGUAGAGUCAGAAGGAUUUCUUAUCUGUGUGUGUUUGUGUAAUUCUAUUUGGAUGUCUAAUACUAUCCAAAGAUGAUCGUUGUUAGGUGCGUCUGAUGAUGAUGCAAGCUGUCAAUCAUCUCUUUCUGUUUGCUCCCACCCACGACGCCCACCUGCUGUUCUUUUAGAGUGUCCCAGAUGGCACCCUAUUCCCUUUAUAGUGCACUACUUUAGACCAGAACCCUAUAAAACUAGUGCACUAUAUAGGGAAUAGGGUGCCUUUUGGGACCUUAGUUGACCUUGCGUUUUGCCUUGUAGUUAAAUACUGUUCUUUCUAUUUAUGUCUGUUUUUAUGAUUCAUUUGUAUAAACAUUAUGUUUAACUUACUGAGCCCUGUCUACCAACCUAUAUGGAAUUGUUUUAAAAAGGUCAUACCAAGGAUCAUUUAGCUAUUUGAUUUAGAAUCGGGCUACUAACCUAUAUGGAAUUGUUUUUAAAAGGUCAUACCAAGGAUCAUUUAGCUAUUUGAUUUACAUUUUGGGCUACUAACCUAUAUGGAAUUGUUUUAAAAAGGUCAUACCAAUGAUCAUUUAGCUAUUUGAUUUAGAAUUGGGCUACUAACCUAUAUGGAAUUGUUUUAAAAGGUCAUACCAAGGAUCAUUUAGCUAUCUGAUUUAGAAUUUUAAGGUCCCUUAAAGUAUAGAAAUAAAAUAAAAAAUUUAUGAAACAUUUUAUUUGGCCUUACUGCUACAGUGAGGGAAAACAGUAUUUGAUCCCCUGCUGAUUUUGUACGUUUGCCCACUGACAAAGACAUGAUCAGUCUAUAAUUUUAAUGGUAGGUUUAUUUGAACAGUGAGAGACAGAAUAACAACAAAAACAUCCAGAAAAACGCAUGUCAAAAAUGUUAUAAAUUGAUUUGCAUUUUAAUGAGGGAAAUAAGUAUUUGACCCCCUCUCAAUCAGAAAGAUUUCUGGCUCCCAGGUGUCUUUUAUACAGGUAACGAGCUGAGAUUAGGAGCACACUCUGAAAGGGAGUGCUCCUAAUCUCAGUUUGUUACCUGUAUAAAAGACACCUGUCCACAGAAGCAAUCAAUCAAUCAGAUUCCAAACUCUCCACCAUGGCCAAGAUCAAAGAGCUCUCCAAGGAUGUCAGGGACAAGAUUGUAGACCUACACAAGGCUGAAAUGGGCUACAAGACCAUUGCCAAGCAGCUUGGUGAGAAGGUGACAACAGUUGGUGCGAUUAUUCGCAAAUGGAAGAAACACAAAAUAACUGUCAAUCUCCCUCGGCCUGGGGCUCCAUGCAAGAUCUCACCUCGUGGAGUUGCAAUGAUCAUGAGAACGGUGAGGAAUCAGCCCAGAACUACACGGGAGGAUAUUGUCAAUGAUCUCAAGGCAACUGGGACCAUAGUCACCAAGAAAACAAUUGGUAACACACUACGCCGUGAAGGACUGAAAUCCUGCAGCGCCCGCAAGGUCCCCCUGCUCAAGAAAGCAAUAUACAUGCCCGUAUGAAAUUUGCCAAUGAACAUCUGAAUGAUUCAGAGGAGAACUGGGUGAAAGUGUUGUGGUCAGAUGAGACCAAAAUGGAGCUCUUUGGCAUCAACUCAACUCGCCGUGUUUGGAGGAGGAGGAAUGCUGCCUAUGACCCCAAGAACACCAUCCCCACCGUCAAACAUGGAGGUGGAAACAUUAUGCUUUGGGGGUGUUUUUCUGCUAAGGGGACAGGACAACUUCACCACAUCAAAGGGACGAUGGACGGGACUGUCAAAUCUUGGGUGAGAACCUCCUUCCCUCAGCCAGGGCAUUGAAAAUGGGUCGUGGAUGGGUAUUCCAGCAUGAAAAUGACCCAAAACACACGGCCAAGGCAACAAAGGAGUGGCUCAAGAAGAAGCACAUUAAGGUCCUGGAGUGGCCUAGCCAGUCUCCAGACCUUAAUCCCAUAGAAAAUCUGUGGAGGGAGCUGAAGGUUCGAGUUGCCAAACGUCAGCCUCGAAACCUUAAUGACUUGGAGAAGAUCUGCAAAGAGGAGUGGGACAAAAUCCCUCCUGAGAUGUGUGCAAACCUGGUGGCCAACUACAAGAAACGUCUAAGUACUAAGUCAUGUUUUGCAGAGGGGUCAAAUACUUAUUUCCCUCAUUAAAAUGCAAAUCAAUUUAUUAAAUUUUUGACAUGCGUUUUUCUGGAUUUGUUUUUGUUAUUCUGUCUCUCACUGUUAAAAUAAACCUACCAUUAAAAUUAUAGACUGAUCAUUUCUUUGUCUGUGGGCAAACGUACAAAAUCAGCAGGGGAUCAAAUACUUUUUUCCCUCACUGUAUUAGCCCAUACAAACACAUUGAAUAACAGAUUCACUACAUGGAACAACAGAUAGUCCUUACUGCUAUUAGCCCAUACAAACACAUUGAAUAACAGAUUCACUACCUGGAACAACAGAUAGUCUUUACUGCUAUUAGCCCAUACAAACACAUUGAAUAACAGAUUCACUACCUGGAACAACAGAUAGUCUUUACUGCUAUUAGCCCAUACAAACACAUUGAAUAACAGAUUCACUACCUGGAACAACAGAUAGUCUUUACUGCUAUUAGCCCAUACAAACACAUUGAAUAACAGAUUCACUACAUGGAACAACAGAUAGCCCCCCCAAAGAAUUUCAGAGAGAUAUAAGAGAGAUCAGGAAAAAAAAUUUUUUUACAUGUAUUUAACCCCUUGUUUUUGGCACUAAACAGUCUCCAUAUAUAUUGUACCUCCAUUAAUGUUUUCAACUGGUACUGGUGGACCUUCAGACGAGUCUUGUGGGGCCUGUGAGCGUCCUAGGGCAAAGCAACUGACAUGUACAUGUUCGUGAGAGUCUCAUUUCAGUGUGUAGCCCAGAAUGUUGGGACGCUACAGACAGAAGUUGGCAGAUCGGAUGUACCGACUUCAGAAGAAUCCCAAGACGGCUUGUGGGGGUCGUAGACCAAAACGGAGAACACCAUCGUGAGAGUCCCAUUUUUCCUUAGAGGUGUCAUAAUAGUAGGCCAAACCGUUCGGACGCUACAGACAAUUUUGUAAGAAGACUGAUUUUCGGGACGUCUCAUGGUCUGUCGAACACCGCUCUAGCUCUGUCACCUCUCACGCAAAUGCGGAAGUGCCACAUCGGCAGAUGUGGUAGAUGGAGACACAUCCAGUGCAAAAAAACAGAUAUCUCUAGCUUACACUGACAGAUUUUUAUGGGGAUGCUUUUAUUAUGCUAAUUUGAUUUCCACGGGGGCGUGCAUAAUGACUCUAGGGGUUUAAUCCAUAACAGGCUUUAGAAAACCCUUUUGCAAUUAUGUUAGUACAGCUGAAAACUGUUGUGCUGAUUAAAGAAGCAAUAAAACGGGCCUUCUUGAGACUAGUUGAGUAUCUGGAGCAUCAGCAAUUGUGGGUUCGAUUACAGGCUCAAAAUGGCCAGAAACAAAUAACUUUCUUCUGAAACUGCCGUGUGGUUCAUCUGAACGGCUGACCAGAGGGUUGCUGCGUGGUUCAUCUGAACGGAAUGGACCACUAAAUGGCGUUCAUGCCUAUAAUGCUGUCGUUGAUGUCUUUGGCAUGAGGAUGUGUAAACUGGUGGCUGUGUUUCAUCUUACAACAGCUACAUAGUCAAAUGUUACAAUGUAUGCAUCAAUAUUAAACUAAUUGGGACACGUGGGUACACUUUCAGUUAUUGUGAAAACUUUCAUCACCUUUCAAUGCCUUAGCUUUGAAAUGUAAAUGUUUGUACAUAUUCAGAUUGAGUUAUCUUUCUGAAAUGUGUAUAGUAUGCCAAGUUAUUUAGCUACAUGUAUUAACACCACAGCAUGGAGAAAGUCAAGAGGAAGCAGUGGAGUGAGGUGGACAUGUUCCAUGCCAUGGAGGACUGCGGGGCAGGGAUGGCUAUCCACCAGGCUGCCAAGGUUAGGCAUCUUUUGUUUUUAGGAGAUUACCACGUGUAUGUGAAUUUUAUCUGCUAGUAACAGUUUUAUUUUCUUAUCUACCAAGGUGCGUGGUGUACCUCGGCAGACCCUGGCGGACAGGCUGAGCGGCCGGGUGACCCAUGGUGGUCACAGUGGACCACCCACAUUGCUUGCAUCAGAGGAUGAAAAUUCUCUGGUGCAGUACUGUAUCUACUGUGCCAGCCAUGGGUUCCCCUUCACCAGACAGAGGCUGAUGAAAUACGCCAACAAAAUACGCAGGUAUUUGGUGUUCUAUGUGUUUAUGUAUGUAGACUGGUGGACUGAAUGUGUGUGAUGUAAAUGUGGAUGUGUAUGGUGAUGCCAAAACAAACAUUUUCAUCCUGGAUGGACACUUUUAUGUAUUCUAUUCUAUUGUAGGUUUCGGCACCCAGGGGAAACAAUCCCGCCACUGGGGAAGAGGUGGUGGGAAAUGUUCAGGAGGAGGCACAAGAACCUGAGCAUGAGGAGGCCGGACACCCUGGACAGGGGGAGAGCUGAGUGUGCCACACGUCCGACGAUGGACACCUUCUUCCCUUCUUAUGAGAAGCACUUGGAGGCGAGUGGGUUGAGGGAGAAACGCAGACAAAUCUAUAACUGCGAUGGGCAUUCGGCUGUGGUCUCUGGUGAGUGUGUGGCUCAUGAUGGCAUUUUGUUGUCAUGAAGAAAGUUAUCUAAUAUCUGCAAAGGGUAGACUUUGUCUCCCUCUGCUGGACAUAUGGCUUCUCCUUUUGGUGUGUCAAUAAAGCCAUGUCAAGAACAGUUUUCAGCUUAUGCAUUACACAGUCCACACAUAACUAAAACGUAUUAUCCUCCUCUUCUUCUACCUCCACCUCCUCUUCCUCCACCUCCUCUUCCUCCUCCUUCUCCUCUUCCUCCACAUCCUCUUCCACCACCUCCUCUUCCUCCACUUCCUCUUCCUCCUCUUCCUCCACCUCAUCUUCCUCCUCUUCCUCUUCCUCCACCUCCUCUUCAUCCUCUUCCUCUUCCUCCUCUUCCUCCACCUCCUCUUCCUCUUCCUCCACCUUCUCUUCUCCUCUUCCUCCACCUCCUCUUCCUCCACUGCCUCUUCCUCCACCUUCUCCUCUUCCUCCUCUUCCUCCUCCUUCUCCUUCUCCUCCACCUCCUCUUCCUCCUCUUCCUCCUUCCUCCAGAGAAAGGAGAGCUGCUGGUGUGUGGGAAGAACCACAGAGGUCAGCUGGGACUGGGUCACAGUGUAGAGGUCACCACCUUUCAACUCUGUCCUCUCAUUGGUCAGAGGGUUGCACACGUGUCCUGUGGUUAGGAUUUCAUGCUCGUCCUCACUGGUGAGAGAGACCGAGAAUGUACUGCUCAUUCUCACUGGUGUGAGAGACCAAGAAUGUACUGCUAGGUGUACUGCUUGUCAUUUGUAACAACAUGUUGUUUCUCAGAUCGUGGCCAGGUACUGACGUGUGGAUCUAAUGCAUACGGCCAGCUGGGUGUCUCGGAGCCAAUCCCUCAUUCUAUGGUGCUGCUACCCGUUCAGUCGGUAAGGAAGCCAGUGAUCAGAGUGGCAGCAGGAGUCAGACAUUCACUAACUGUCACUGGUAAGACAUACCUCUUCACAGUUCACAGCCACGGAGCCUCGAAAUGACAUUCAUAAAUAUGUCAUCAUUCUGACUACAGCUCCAAGCUCUGAAUUCGACUUUUACACUCACUCUGGUCCUCAUUGCUGUGUGUGGUUAUGUGUAGUGUGUACUAUAUAGUUCAGGCUUCCUCUCAAUCACUACAGAGCAGGUAGUCUAGCGGUUAAGAGUUGGGCCAGUAACCGAAAGGUCUCUGGUUUGAAUCCCCGAGCCGACUAGGUGAAACAUUUUCAUUCGUUUUUUUUUUUUUUUUUUUGGGGGUAGAUCAGCUUUGAUAUUGGAGAUAGAUUGUAACUUCCAUCAAUGUAAUUGUCUGCAUCACUUCCAAUCUCCCAUAUGUUUUUUUCUCGCUAAUAUGUAUAUACAUAUACUUACAGUGGCUUGCGAAAGCGUUCACCCCCCUUGGCAAUUUUCCUAUUUUGUUGCCUUACAAACCUGGAAUUAAAAUGGAUUUUUGGGUGUUUUGUAUCAUUUAAUUUACACAACAUGCCUACCACUUUGAAGAUGCAAAAUAUUUUUAAUUAUGAAAGAAACAAGAAGUAAGACAAAAAAACUGAAAACUGAAAACUUGAGCGUGCAUAACUAUUCACCCCCCCAAAGUCAAUACUUUGUAGAGCCACCUUUUGCAGCAAUUACAGCUGCAAGUCUCUUGGGGUAUGUCUCUAUAAGCUUGGCACAUCUAGCCACUGGGAUUUUUGCCCAUUCUUCAAGGCAAAACUGUUCCAGCUCCUACAAGUUGGAUGGGUUCCGCUGGUGUACAGCAAUCUUUAAGUCAUACCACAGAUUCUCAAUAGGAUUGAGAUCUGGGCUUUGACUAGGCCAAAUUCAAGACAUUUAAAUGUUUCCCCUUAAACCAUUUGAGUGUUGCUUUAGCAGUAUACUUAGGGUCAUUGUCCUGCUGGAAGGUGAACAUCCGUCCCAGUCUCAAAUCUCUGGAAGACUGAAACAGGUUUCCCUCAAGAAUUUCCCUGUAUUUAGCGCCAUCCAUCAUUCCUUCAAUUCUGACCAGAUUCCCAGUCCCUGCCGAUGAAAAACAUCCCCACAGCAUGAUGCUGCCACCACCAUGCUUCACUGUGGGGAUGGUGUUCUUCGGCUUGCAAGCCACCCCCUUUUUCCUCCAAACAUAACGAUGGUCAUUAUGGCCAAACAGUUAUAUUUUUGUUUCAUCAGACCAGAGGACAUUUCUCCGAAAAGUACGAUCUCUGUCCCCAUGUGUAGUUGCAAACUGUAGUCUGGCUUUUUUAUGGCCGUUUUGGAGCAGUGGCUUCUUCCUUGCUGAGCGGCCUUUCAGGUUAUGUUGAUAUAGGACUCGUUUUACUGUGGAUUUACUGUGGAUUUCCUCCAGCAUCUUCACAAGGUCCUGCUGUUGUUCUGGGAUUGAUUUGCACCAAAGUACAUUCAUCUCUAGGAGACAGAACGUGUCUCCUUCCUGAGUGGUAUGACGGCUGCGUGGUCCCAUGGUGUUUAUACUUGCGUACUAUUGUUUGUACAGAUGAACGUGGUACUUUCAGGCGUUUGGAAAUUGCUCCCAAGGAUGAACCAGACUUGUGGAGGUCUACCAUUUUUUUCUGAGGUCUUGGCUGAUUUCUUUAGAUUUUCCCAUGAUGUCAAGCAAAGAGGCACUGAGUUUGAAGGUAGGCCUUGAAAUACAUCCACAGGUACAUCUCCAAUUGACUCAAAUUAUGUCAAUUAGCCUAUCAGAAGCUUCUUAAGCCAUGACAUAAUUUUCUGGAAUUUUCCAAGCUGUUUAAAGGCACAACUGUAUCUCUGUGUAUAUCUCUGUAUAUAUCUCUGUGUAUUUACUCUGUAUAUUUACUCUGUAUAUCUCUGUGAAUAUCUCUGUAUAUGCCUUCCUGUAUAUUUACUCUGUAUAUAUCUCUGUGUAUAUCUCUGUAUAUUUACUCUGUAUAUACAGUGGGGGGAAAAAGUAUUUAGUCAGCCACCAAUUGUGCAAGUUCUCCCACUUAAAAAGAUGAGAGAGGCCUGUAAUUUUCAUCAUAGGUACACGUCAACUAUGACAGACAAAAUGAGAUUUUUUUUUCCAGAAAAUCACAUUGUAGGAUUUUUAAUGCAUUCAUUUGCAAAUUAUGGUGGAAAAUAAGUAUUUGGUCACCUACAAACAAGCAAGAUUUCUGGCUCUCACAGACCUGUAACUUCUUCUUUAAGAGGCUCCUCUGUCCUCCACUCGUUACCUGUAUUAAUGGCACCUGUUUGAACUUGUUAUCAGUAUAAAAGACACCUGUCCACAACCUCAAACAGUCACACUCCAAACUCCACUAUGGCCAAGACCAAAGAGCUGUCAAAGGACACCAGAAACAAAAUUGUAGACCUGCACCAGGCUGGGAAGACUAAAUCUGCAAUAGGUAAGCAGCUUGGUUUGAAGAAAUCAACUGUGGGAGCAAUUAUUAGGAAAUGGAAGACAUACAAGACCACUGAUAAUCUCCCCGUGGGGUCAAAAUGAUCACAAGAACGGUGAGCAAAAAUCCCAGAACCACAUGGGGGGACCUAGUGAAUGACCUGCAGAGAGCUGGGACCAAAGUAACAAAGCCUACCAUCAGUAACACACUACGCCGCCAGGGACUCAAAUCCUGCAGUGCCAGACGUGUCCCCCUGCUUAAGCCAGUACAUGUCCAGGCCCGUCUGAAGUUUGCUAGAGUGCAUUUGGAUGAUCCAGAAGAGGAUUGGGAGAAUGUCAGAUGAAACCAAAAUAUAACUUUUUGGUAAAAACUACAAGCCCUCCCGGAACCCAUAGAGAUUGUAUUGAAAGCUCUGAUAUUUGAAAAAAAAAAGAUUUUACAUGAGAGUCUAUGAGAGACUUCUGGGGCGAUUUUCAACCUGACUGAAAUCGCCCCGAAAGGGGCGGGGCCAUUUGAAGCACGACUUUAGCCUGAUUGGACAUUUAGUGGCAGAUCAGACGUCUAGAUUAGAACACUGAUAACUACUGUUGCCGUGAUAUAAUUGAUUAGAAAAAAAAUCCCUUCCUUUUCCCGUUUGGCAGUGCGUCGCCCAUAUCGCCCUAAUGAACACACCGCCCCUGGUCAGAUGAAACCAAAAUAUAACUUUUGGGUAAAAACUCAACUCGUCGUGUUUGGAGGACAAAGAAUGCUGAGUUGCAUCCAAAGAACACCAUACCUACUGUGAAGCAUGGGGGUGGAAACAUCAUGCUUUGGGGCUGUUUUUCUGCAAAGGGACCAGGACGACUGAUCUGUGUAAAGGAAAGAAUGAAUGGGGCCAUGUAUCGUGAGAUUUUGAGUGAAAACCUCUUUCCAUCAGCAAGGGCAUUGAAGAUGAAACGUGGCUGGGUCUUUCAGCAUGACAAUGAUCCCAAACACACCGCCCGGGCAAUGAAGGAGUGGCUUCGUAAGAAGCAUUUCAAGGUCCUGGAGUGGCCUAGCCAGUCUCCAGAUCUCAACCCCAUAGAAAAUCUUUGGAGGGAGUUGAAAGUACGUGUUGCCCAGCGACAGCCCCAAAACAUCACUGCUCUAGAGGAGAUCUGCAUGGUGGAAUGGGCCAAAAUACCAGCAACAGUGUGUGAAAACCUUGUGAAGACUUACAGAAAACUUUUGACCUGUGUCAUUGCCAACAAAGGGUAUAUAACAAAGUAUUGAGAAACUUUUGUUAUUGACCAAAUACUUAUUUUCCACCAUAAUUUGCAAAUAAAUUCAUUAAAAAUCCUACAAUGUGAUUUUCUGGAAAAAAAAAUAUCAUUUUGUCUGUCAUAGUUGAUGUGUACCUAUGAUGAAAAUUACAGGCCUCUCUCAUCUUUUUAAGUGGGAGAACUUGCACAAUUGGUGGUUGACUAAAUACUUUUUUCCCCCACUGUAUCUCUGUAUAUUUACUCUGUCUAUAUCUCUAUGUAUAUAUCUGUAGGUAAACUUCCGACUUCAACUGUACAUACAUAUACACAUACUUACACGCAUGCAUACAUACAUACAUACAUAUAAAUACAUAUACAUACAUAUCCUUUUUUAAAAUAUAUUUUCCUUUAUUACUUUCCACCCCCACCACCCCUCCCCUAAUUGGAGUAAACUAGUGAACAACAAUGCUUAGGCCUCUACUUCCAGCUUAUACUUACUAUAUACAUUUUAUGGACACAGUCAAUUUUACAAUAAUUCUGUUUUGUUUGUUUUUACUCCUGAAUUUCCUCUACCCUCAACCUCUCCGAUCAAUUUCAUGAUGUCCAUUGCUUCUAUAUGCCAUAUCUUUCAAACUGUGCUCUUUCACAAAAGUUCUUAACCUAUAACCUAUAUACUUAUUAUGUUUUACAUUAGUUAUCUUGUUGUUAUUAGUUGUUAUUAGUCCCAACCCUCAGCUCCAUUCAACCCCUCCCAUCUAUCUCUUAACACCAUCCAUAUUGGAUUUCUAUUUGCCAUAUAUUUUUCAACUGUACUGUGAUGUUUCACAAAAGUUCUGAACCCUUCAAUAAUCAUUGUUUCUACAGAUUGUAAAUUGAAAAUAAUUUUUUUUGCUAAAAGUAUUAUUAUAUUAUUGAUCGAUUGACUAUGACUUUUCAGAUCACCCAGUAGUGCUGUCUGCAGGGUUAGCUCCAGGUAAAUAUUGCAAUCCUUCAGCCAUUCCUGGACCUGUGACCAAAAACAAGCUGCAAAUGGACAAUACCAAAACAAAUUAUCUAAUGAUUCUGUCUCUCCGCAGCAAAAUCUGCAGAGCUGGGAAGAUUGUAUCCCCCUGUCAAAAGGGUGAUGUGUACGCGGCAAGUGAAGUCAGACGCAGGACACAGAGAAUCAGGAUGACUACUUUACUGAAUGCAAACGCACAAACAAAAGUCUCCAAAACACUGGAGGGGAAAAAACACCCUGUGCGUAAUGAGGCGAAAUAGCUAUGCCGAACAUCAACGAGACAAUACACAAUAACACACAAAGGCCAAACGUAAAACAAGGAAACUUAUAUGCUACACAAUCAACACUAAUAAGCAACAGGUGUAUAAACUAGAGAACACAAGACAAACACCGAAAACAUCGAUCGGCAGUAGCUAGUACUCCGGGGACGACGAACGCCGAAGCCUGCCCGAGCAAGGAGGAGGAGCAGCCUCGGCAGAAUCCGUGACACCCCCAUAUAAAUACAAUUCUAUUGGUAGCAAGAAUUUUGUAUAAUAAUAUAAAUUGAAAGAUUCUAUGUUUUGCAUCCGGCGUCGUUUUGCGUAUCAGUUCAUAAACCAUUUGCCAUGGAAUCGGUACGUCAAAAAUCUCUUCCCAACUAUUUGAGCAAGGCACUUAACAAUAAUUGCUUCUGUAAGUCGCUCUGGAAAAGAGCGUCUGCUAAAUGACUAAAAUGUGAAAUGUAAAUGUACAUCAUCAAUGCAUUCUUUCUUAUCGGGCACAACAAUCACCAAUAAGUCUUUCUCCUUGUGUUGUUCUGUCUUCAGGUACCGGUAGUGUGUACCAGUGGGGUAUGGGUCUCUAUGGUCAGGCUAAGAGAGCUCUGAGUCCACAACCUGUCCCAGCACACUUCACCUCCAAGAUACCUUGUCUGGUCCCAGGUCUGGAUCAGGUGAUGUCACACAGAGUUGCUGCAGGCUUCGCCCGCUGUGUGAGCCUUACUGGUGAGUCUGCUAGUCUCCAGUCAGUCUGCUAGUCUCCAGUCUGCUAGUCUGCUAGUCUCCAGUCAGUCUGCUAGUCUCCAGUCUGCUAGUCUCCAGUCAGUCUGCUAGUCUCCAGUCUGCUAGUCUCCAGUCAGUCUGCUAGUCUCCAGUCUGCUAGUCUGCUAGUCUCCAGUCAGUCUGCUAGUCUCCAGUCUGCUAGUCUCCAGUCAGUCUGCUAGUCUCCAGUCUGCUAGUCUGCUAGUCUCCAGUCAGUCUGCUAGUCUCCAGUCAGUCUGCUAGUCUCCAGUCAGUCUGUUAGUCUCCAGUCUGCUAGUCUCCAGUCUGCUAGUCUCCAGUCAGUCUGCUAGUCUCCAGUCUGCUAGUCUCCAGUCAGUCUGCUAGUCUCCAGUCAGUCUGCUAGUCUCCAGUCUGCUAUUCUCCAGUCUGCUAGUCACCAGUCUGCUAGUCUCCAGUCUGCUAGUCUCCAGUCUGCUAGUCUCCAGUCUGCUAGUCUCCAGUCAGUCUGCUAGUCUCCAGUCUGCUAGUCUGCUAGUCUCCAGUCAGUCUGCUAGUCUCCAGUCUGCUAGUCUCCAGUCAGUCUGCUAGUCUCCAGUCUGCUAGUCUCCAGUCUGCUAGUCUCCAGUCAGUCUGCUAGUCUCCAGUCUGCUAGUCUCCAGUCAGUCUGCUAGUCUCCAGUCAGUCUGCUAGUCUCCAGUCUGCUAUUCUCCAGUCUGCUAGUCACCAGUCUGCUAGUCUCCAGUCUGCUAGUCUCCAGUCUGCUAGUCUGCUAGUCUCCAGUCUGCUAGUCUCCAGUCAGUUUGCUAGUCUCCAGUCAGUCUGCUAGUCUCCAGUCUGCUAGUCUCCAGUCAGUCUGCUAGUCUCCAGUCUGUUAGUCUGCUAGUCUCCAGUCAGUCUGCUAGUCUCCAGUCAGUCUGCUAGUCUCCAGUCUGCUAGUCUCCAGUCAGUCUGCUAGUCUCCAGUCAGUCUGCUAGUCUCCAGUCCUGCUAGUCUGCUAGUCUCCAGUCAGUCUGCUAGUCUCCAGUCUGCUAGUCUGCUAGUCUCCAGUCAGUCUGCUAGUCUCCAGUCUGCUAGUCUCCAGUCAGUCUGCUAGUCUCCAGUCUGCUAGUCUGCUAGUCUCCAGUCAGUCUGCUAGUCUCCAGUCUGCUAGUCUCCAGUCAGUCUGCUAGUCUCCAGUCAGUCUGCUAGUCUCCAGUCAGUCUGCUAGUCUCCAGUCUGCUAGUCUCCAGUCAGUCUGCUAGUCUCCAGUCAGUCUGCUAGUCUCCAGUCUGCUAGUCUGCUAGUCUCCAGUCAGUCUGCUAGUCUCCAGUCUGCUAGUCUGCUAGUCUCCAGUCAGUCUGCUAGUCUCCAGUCUGCUAGUCUCCAGUCAGUCUGCUAGUCUCCAGUCUGCUAGUCUGCUAGUCUCCAGUCAGUCUGCUAGUCUCCAGUCUGCUAGUCUCCAGUCUGCUAGUCUCCAGUCUGCUAGUCUCCAGUCAGUCUGCUAGUCUCCAGUCUGCUAUUCUCCAGUCUGCUAGUCACCAGUCUGCUAGUCUCCAGUCUGCUAGUCUCCAGUCUGCUAGUCUCCAGUCUGCUAGUCUGCAAGUCUCCAGUCUGCUAGUCUGCAAGUCUCCAGUCAGUUUGCUAGUCUCCAGUCAGUCUGCUAGUCUCCAGUCUGCUAGUCUGCUAGUCUCCAGUCAGUCUGCUAGUCUCCAGUCUGCUAGUCUGCUAGUCUCCAGUCAGUCUGCUAGUCUCCAGUCUGCUAGUCUCCAGUCAGUCUGCUAGUCUCCAGUCUGCUAGUCUGCUAGUCUGCUAGUCUCCAGUCAGUCUGCUAGUCUCCAGUCUGCUAGUCUCCAGUCAGUCUGCUAGUCUCCAGUCUGCUAGUCUCCAGUUAGUCUGCUAGUCUCCAGUCUGCUAGUCUGCUAGUCUCCAGUCAGUCUGCUAGUCUCCAGUCUGCUAGUCUGCUAGUCUCCAGUCAGUCUGCUAGUCUCCAGUCUGCUAGUCUCCAGUCAGUCUUCUAGUCUCCAGUCUGCUAGUCUGCUAGUCUCCAGUCAGUCUGCUAGUCUCCAGUCUGCUAGUCUCCAGUCAGUCUGCUAGUCUCCAGUCAGUCUGCUAGUCUCCAGUCUGCUAGUCUCCAGUCUGCUAGUCUCCAGUCAGUCUGCUAGUCUCCAGUCUGCUAGUCUCCAGUCAGUCUGCUAGUCUCCAGUCAGUCUGCUAGUCUCCAGUCUGCUAUUCUCCAGUCUGCUAGUCACCAGUCUGCUAGUCUCCAGUCUGCUAGUCUCCAGUCUGCUAGUCUCCAGUCUGCUUGUCUGCAAGUCUCCAGUCCGCUAGUCUGCAAGUCUCCAGUCUGCUAGUCUGCAAGUCUCCAGUCUGCUAGUCUCCAGUCUGCUAGUCACCAGUAUAUUAGUCUCCAGUAUAUUAGUCUCCAGUCUCUUAGUCUCCAGUCUGCUACUCUGCUAGUCUCCAGUCUGCUAGUCUGCAAGUCUCCAGUCUCCAGUCUGCUAGUCUGCUUGUCUCCAGUCUGCUAGUCUCCAGUCUGCUAGUCUCCAGUCUGCUAGUCUCCAGUCUGCUAGUCUCCAGUCUGCUAGUCUCCAGUUUGCUAGUCUCCAGUUUGCUAGUCUUCAGUCUGAUAGUCUCCAGUCUCCAGUUUGCUAGUGUCCAGUCCUCUAGUCUCCAGUCCUCUAGUCUCCAGUCUGCUAGUCUCCAAUGUGCUAGUCUCCAGUCUGCUAGUCUCCAGUCUGUUAGUCUCCAGUCUGCUAGUCUCCAGUCUGCUAGUUUCCAUUCUGCUAGUCUCCAGUCUGCUAGUUUCCAGUCUGCUAGUCUCCAGUCUGCUAGUCUCCAGUCUGCUAGUCUCUGAUUUGCUAGUCUCCAGUCUGCUAGUCUGCUAGUCUGCUUGUCUCCAGUCUUCUAGUCUCCAGUCUGCUAGUCUCCAGUCUGCUAGUCUUCAGUAUUUUAGUCUCCAGGCUGCUAGUCUCCAGUCUGCUAGAGUGCUAGUCUCCAGUAUAUUAGUCUCCAGUCUCUUAGUCUCCAGUCUGCUACUCUACAGUCUGCUAGUCUCCAGUAUCUUAGUCUCCAGUCUCUUAGUCUCCAGUCUGCUGGUCUCCAGUUUGCUAGUCUCCAGUCUGCUAGUCUCCAGUCUCCAGUCUGCUAGUCUCCAGUCUGCUAGUCUCCAGUCUGCUAGUCUCCAGUUUGCUAGUCUGCUUGUCUCCAGUCUGAUUGUCUCCAGUCUGCUAGUCUCCAGUCUGCUAGUCUCCAGUCUGCUAGUCUCCAGUCUGCUAGUCUCCAGUCUGCUAGUCUCCAGUUUGCUAGUCUGCUUGUCUCCAGUCUGAUUGUCUCCAGUCUGCUAGUCUCCAGUCUGCUAGUCUCCAGUCUGCUAGUCUCCAGUCUGCUAGUCUCCAGUUUGCUAGUCUGCUUGUCUCCAGUCUGAUUGUCUCCAGUCUGCUAGUCUCCAGUCUGCUAGUCUCCAGUCUGCUAGUCUCCAGUCUGCUUGUCUCCAGUCUGCUUGUCUCCAGUCUGAUUGUCUCCAGUCUGAUUGUCUCCAGUCUGCUAGUCUCCAGUCUGCUAGUCUCCAGUCUGCUAGUCUCCAGUCUGCUAGUCUCCAGUCUGCUAGUCUCUGUUUUGCUAGUCUCCAGUCUUCUAGUCUGCUUGUCUCCAGUCUGAUUGUCUCCAGUCUGCUAGUCUCCAGUCUGAUUGUCUCCAGUCUGCUAGUCUCCAGUCUGCUAGUCUCCAGUCUGCUAGUCUGCUUGUCUCCAGUCUGCUUGUCUCCAGUCUGCUUGUCUCCAGUCUGCUAGUCUCCAGUCUGCUAGUCUCCAGUCUGCUAGUCUCCAGUCUGUUAGUCUCCAGUCUGCUAGUCUCCAGUCUGCUAGUCUCCAGUCUGCUAGUCUCUGUUUUGCUAGUCUCCAGUCUUCUAGUCUCUAGUCUGCUAAUCUCCAGUCUGCUAGUCUCCAAUUUACUAGUCUCCAGUCUGCUAGUCUCCAGUCUCCAGUCUCCAGUCUGCUAGUCUCCAGUCUGCUAGUCUCCAGUCUGCUAGUCUCCAGUCUGCUUGUCUCCAGUCUGCUAGUCUCCAGUCUGCUAGUCUCCAGUCUGCUAGUCUCCAGUCUGCUAGUCUCCAGUCUGCUAGUCUCCAGUCUGCUAGUCUCCAGUCUGCUAGUGUGCUAGUCUCCAGUCUGCUAGUCUCCAGUCUGCUAGUCUCCAGUCUGCUAGUCUCCAAUUUGCUAGUCUCCAGUCUCUUAGUCUCCAGUCUGCUGGUCUCCAGUUUGCUAGUCUCCAGUCUGCUAGUCUCCAGUCUCCAGUCUGCUAGUCUCCAGUCUGCUAGUCUCCAGUCUGCUAGUCUCCAGUCUGCUAGUCUGCUUGUCUCCAGUCUGCUUGUCUCCAGUCUGCUAGUCUCCAGUCUGCUAGUCUCCAGUCUGCUAGUCUCCAGUCUGCUAGUCUCCAGUCUGCUAGUCUCCAGUUUGCUAGUCUGCUUGUCUCCAUUCUGUUAGUCUCCAGUCUGCUAGUCUCCAGUCUGCUAGUCUCCAGUCUGCUAGUCUCCAGUCUGCUAGUCUCCAGUCUGCUAGUCUCCAGUUUGCUAGUCUGCUUGUCUCCAGUCUGCUUGUCUCCAGUCUGCUAGUCUCCAGUCUGCUAGUCUCCAGUCUGCUAGUCUCCAGUCUGCUUGUCUCCAGUCUGCUUGUCUCCAGUCUGAUUGUCUCCAGUCUGAUUGUCUCCAGUCUGCUAGUCUCCAGUCUGCUAGUCUCCAGUCUGCUAGUCUCCAGUCUGCUAGUCUCUGUUUUGCUAGUCUCCAGUCUUCUAGUCUGCUUGUCUCCAGUCUGAUUGUCUCCAGUCUGCUAGUCUCCAGUCUGCUAGUCUCCAGUCUGCUAGUCUCCAGUCUGCUAGUCUCCAGUCUGCUAGUCUGCUUGUCUCCAGUCUGCUUGUCUCCAGUCUGAUAGUCUCCAGUCUGCUAGUCUCCAGUCUGCUAGUCUCCCAGUCUGCUAGUCUCCAGUCUGGUUAGUCUCCAGUCUGCUAGUCUCCAGUCUGCUAGUCUCCAGUCUGCUAUUCUCUGUUUUGGCUAGUCUCCAGUCUUCUAGUCUCUAGUCCCUGCUAUCUCCAGUUCUGCUAGUCUCCAAUUUACUAGUCUCCAGUCUGCUAGUCUCCAGUCCUCCAGUCUCCAGUCUGCUAGUCUCCCAGUCUGCUAGUCUCCAGUCUGCUAGUCUCCCAGUCUGCUUGUCUCCAGUCUGCUAGUCCCAGUCCUGCUAGUCUCCAGUCUGCUAGUCUCCAGUCUGCUAGUCUCCAGUCUGCUAGUCUCCAGUCUGCUAGUGUGCUAGUCUCCAGUCUGCUAGUCUCCAGUCUGCUAGUCUCCAGUCUGCUAGUCUCCAAUUUACUAGUCUCCAGUCUGCUAGUCUCAGUCUCCCAGUUCUGCUAGUCUCCAUCUGCUAGUCUCCAAUUUACUAGUCUCCAGUCUGCUAGUCUCUAGUCUGCUAAUCUCCAGUCUGCUAGUCUCCAAUUUACUAGUCUCCAGUCUGCUAGUCUCCAGUCUGCUAGUCUCCAGUCUGCUAGUCUCCAGUCUGCUAGUCUCCAGUCUGCUAGUCUCCAGUCUGCUCGUCUCCAUUCCUGCUAGUCUCCAGUCUGCUAGUUUCCGUCUGAUUGGUCCUCCAGUCUGCUAGUCUCCAGUCUGCUAGUCUCCAGUCUGCUAGUCUCCAGUCUGAUUGUCUCCAGUCUGCUAGUCUCCAGUCUGCUAGUCUCCAGUCUGCUAGUCUCCAGUCUGCUUGUCUCCAGUCUGCUAGUCUCCAGUCUGCUAGUCCUCCAGUCUGCUAGUCUCCAGUCUGCUAGUCUCCAGUCUGCUAGUCUCCAGUCUGCUAGUCUCCAGUCUGCCAGUCUGCUAGUCUGCUAGUCUCCAGUCUGCUAGUCUCCAGUCUGCUAGUCUCCAGUUUGCUAGGUUCCGGCAAUUUACUAGUCUCCAGUCUGCUAGUUCUCCAGUUCUGCUUGUCUCCAGUCUGCUAGUCUCCAAUUUACUAGUCUCCAGUCUGCUAGUCUCCAGUCUGCUAGUCUCCAGUCUGCUAGUCUCCAGUCUGCUAGUCUCCAGUCUGUCUCAGUCUCCAGUUCUGUCUAGUCUCCAGUCUGGCUCAGUCUCUCCCAGUCUGCUGUCUCCAGUCUGCUAGUCUCCCAGUCUGUAGCUCCAGUUCAGUUAGUCUCCAGUCUGCUUAGUCACUCCAGUCUGCUAGCUCCAUCUGCUAGUCUCCAGUUCUGCUCUUAGUCUCCAGUCUGUUUGUUCCAGUCUGCAGUCUUAGUCUCCAGUCUGCUAGUCUCCAGUCUUCUAGUCUCAUUCUGCUAGUCUCCAGUCUGCUAUUUUCCAGUCUCCAGUCUGCUAGUCUCCAGUCUGCUAGUCCCUAGUCGUGUAGUCUCCAGUCUGCUAGUCGUCUCCUAGUCUCUAGUCUGCUAUCUCCAGUCCCGCUAGUCUCCAGUCUGCUAUUUUAGUCUCCCAGUCUGCUAGUCUCCAGUCUGCUAGUCUCCAGUCUGCUAGUCUCCAGUUGUGCUAGUCUCCAGUCUGCUAGUCUCCAGUCUGCUAGUCUCCAGUCUCUCUAGUCUCCAGUCUGCUAGUCUCCAGUCUGCUAGUCUCCAGUCUUGCUAGUCUCCAGUCUGCUAGUCUCCAGUCUCCAGUCUGCUAGUCUCCAGUCUGCUAGUCUCCAGUCUGCUAGUCUCCAGUCUGCUAGUCUCCAGUCUGCUAGGCUCCAGUGUUGUUAGUCUCCAGUCUGCUAGUCUCCAGUCUCCAGUCUGCUAGUCUGCUUGUCUCCAGUCUGCUUGUCUCCAGUCUGCUAGUCUCCAGUCUGCUAGUCUCCAGUCUGCCAGUCUGCUAGUCUUCUAGUCUCCAGUCUGCUAGUCUCAGAAUUGCUAGUCUCCAUUCUGUUAGUCUCCAGUCUCUUAGUCUCCAGUUUGCUAGUCUCCAGUCUGCUAGUCUCCAGUCUGCUAGUCUCCAGUCUGCUAGUCUCCAAUCUGUAGUCUCCAGUCUGCUAGUCUCAGAAUUGCUAGUCUCCAUUCUGUUAGUCUCCAGUCUGCUAGUCUCCAGUCUGCUAGUCUCCAGUCUGCUAGUCUCCAGCUGCAUCCAGUCUGUACUCCAGUCUGCCAGUCUGCUAGUCUGUUAGUCUCCAGUCUGCUUGUCUCCAGUCUGCUUGUCUCCAGUCUGCUUGUCUUCAGUCUGCUAUUCUCCAGUCUCCAGUCUGCUAGUCUCCAGUCUUGUCUAGCUGUCUCCAGUCUGUUAGUAUCCAGUCUGCUAGCUCAGUCUGCAGUCUCAGUCUGUUAGUCUCCAGUCUGCUGUCUCCAGUCUGUUAGUCCUCCAGUCUGCUUAGUCCCAGUCUGCUUAUCUCCAGUCUUCUAGUCUGCUAGUCUCCAGUCUUCAGUCUGCUAGUCUCCAGUCUGUUGUUCCAGUCUGUUAGCAUCAAGUCUGCUAGCCUCAAGUGUGCUAGUCUCCAGUCUGCUAGUCUCCAGUCUGUUAGUCUCCAGUCUGUUAGUCUCCAGUCUCUUAGUCUCCAGUCUGCUAGUCCAUUCUGCUAGUCUCCAGUCUGCUAUUUUCCAGUCUCCAGUCUGUUUGUUCCAGUCUGCUAGUCUGAUAGUCUCCAGUCUGCUAGUCUCCAGUCAGUCUGCUAUUCUCCAGCCUGAUAGUCUCCAGUCUGCUAGUCAGUCCAGUCUGCUAGUCUCCAGUCUGCUAGUCUCCAGUCUGUUAGUCUCCAGUCUGCUGUCCCAGUCUGCUAGUCUCCAGUCUGCUAGUCUCCAGUCUGCUAUCCCAGUCUGCUAGUCCCCCCAGUCUGCUAGUCUCGUCAGUCUGCUAGUCUCCAGUCUGCUAGUCUCCAUCUGCUAGUCCCAGUCUGCUAGUCUCCAGUCUGCUAGUCUCCAUCUGUUAGUCUCCAGUCUGUUUCUCCAGUCUGCUAGUCUCCAGUCUGCUAGUCUCCAUCUGCUAGUCUCCAGUCAGUUUGUCUAUCUCCAGUCUCAUCUGCUAGUCUCCAGUCUGCUAUCUCCAGUCUGCUAGUCUUCCAGUCUGCAGUCCUCCAGUCUGCUAGUCCCAGUUGCUAGUCUCCAGUCUGCUAGUCUCCAGUCUGUUGUCUCCAGUCUGUAGUCUCCAUCUGCUAGUCUCCAGUCUGUUAGUCUCCAGUCUGUUAGUCUCCAGUCUGUUAGUCUCCAGCCUGCUAGAUCCCAGUCUGAUAGUUCUCCAGUCUGCUUUUUUGCAGUAUGAUUGUCUCCAGUUGUAUCUCCAGUCUGCAGGGGCCCAGUUUGUUAUGUCUCCAGUCGUUAUCUCUGUUAGUUGUAUGUAGUUCCAGUCUGUAGUCUAUAUUGUUAGUCUCAGUCUGUUGUUCCACUGCUUUUUACUUGAGAUCAAUCAACUGGAUGUCAUUAACAAUUAUGUUUAUGAGAAAUAUGAGUUGCGCUGAAAAGUUUUCUCGACAAAGAGAAUCAGAUGGUUCAACGUUAAUUUUUUUCUCUCAGUCCGGCUUUUAACUUACUGUUGAAAGUUGUAAUAGUAGAAUGCACAAGGUGCAAUUUCUAUAUUGGGUAUUGCAUCAUCAGUUCCUCUUGUCAUGUUAGUCAUUGCAUACCUUAGAGAGAUAUUUGUAACUUGUCAGAAAUGUCCAGAUCAACUAGUUCAUGUCAGCUAACGUUUUUUAGCUUUUGUUAUAAUGUUAUAAUUGCAAGAAAAUUAGCGUUAAAACUGAAAAAUGUUCUCUGACAAAAUGUAGAAUUGCAGGAAAUAAGCUUUAAACCUGCUAAAUGUUUUCUCCGCCAACAAGAGGGGUGGGAACAGUUUGUGUCAUGAACAGUGCUUGUGCCCAUAGAAAUAGACGUGGCGUUCAGGGGGCAGGAUGUUACCAAAUGCUGGAAGGGGUCAGUGUGUCAGUGUUGUAUUAUAGCAGGGGUCAUGGGUCAGUGUUGUAUUAUAGCAGGGGUCAGGGGUCAGUGUUGUAUUAUAGCAGGGGUCAUGGGUCAGUGUUGUAUUAUAGCAGGGGUCAUGGGUCAGUGUUGUAUUAUAGCAGGGGUCAUGGGUCAGUGUUGUAUUAUAGCAGGGGUCAAUGGGUCAGUGUUGUAUUAUAGCAGGGGUUCAUGGGUCAGUGUUGUAUUAUAGGCAGGGGUCAUGGGUCAGUGUUGUAUUAUAGCAGGGGGUCAAUGGGUCAGUGUUGUAUUAUAGCAGGGGUCAUGGGUCAGGUUGUAUUAUAGCAGGGGUCAUGGGUCAGUGUUGUAUUAUAGCAGGGGUCAUGGUCAGGUGUAUUAUAGCAGGGGUCAGGGGUCAGUGUUGUAUUAUAGCAGGGGUCAUGGGUCAGUGUUGUAUUAUAGCAGGGGUCAGGGGUCAGUGUUGUAUUAUAGCAGGGGUCAUGGGUCAGUGUUGUAUUAUAGCAGGGGUCAUGGGUCAUGGGUCAGUGUUGUAUUAUAGCAGGGGUCAUGGGUCAGUGUUGUAUUAUAGCAGGGGUCAUGGGUCAGUGUUGUAUUAUAGCAGGGGUCAUGGGUCAGUGUUGUAUUAUAGCAGGGGUCAUGGGUCAGUGUUGUAUUAUAGCAGGGUCAUGGGUCAGUGUUGUAUUUAGCAGGGGUCAUGGGUCAGUGUUGUAUUAUAGCAGGGGUCAUGGGUCAGUGUUGUAUUAUAGCAGGGGUCAGGGGUCAGGGGUCAGUCCGGAUCCGGACUAAAUAGACUGUGUCACUUGUUUCUUCCAGAGAGUGGGCGGGUCUUCACUUGGUGCAGAGGCAUUUACGGACAGCUGUGGAGGACAGAACUGACCAAUCAGAGUGCAGAUCAGCAGUCAGGUAGUGCAUUGAGAGGAGCUGCCAGCCAAUGGAUAUGUGUCCCUACAGAAGUCAAGAUCCUCUGUGGAGCCACACAGUUGACACUGGUCACAGGGGAGACUGGUCACAGGGGAGACUGGUCACAGGGGAGACGUGGCACAGGGGAGACGUGUCACAGGGGAGACGUGUCACAGGGGAGACGUGUCACAGGGGAGACUGGUCACAGGGGAGACGUGUCACAGGGGAGACUGGUCACAGGGGAGACUGGUCACAGGGGAGACUGGUCACAGGGGAGACUGGUCACAGGGGAGACUGGUCACAGGGGAGACGUGUCACAGGGGAGACGUUUCACAGGGGAGACUGGUCACAGGGAGACUGGUCACAGGGGAGACUGGUCACAGGGGAGACUGGUCACAGGGGAGACGUGUCACAGGGGAGACUGGUCACAGGGGAGACGUGUCACAGGGGAGACUGGUCACAGGGGAGACUGGUCACAGGGGAGACUGGUCACAGGGGAGACGUGUCACAGGGGAGACGUUUCACAGGGGAGACUGGUCACAGGGGAGACUGGUCACAGGGGAGACUGGUCACAGGGGAGACUGGUCACAGGGGAGACGUGUCACAGGGGAGACGUGUCACAGGGGAGACGUGUCACAGGGGAGACGUGUCACAGGGGAGACUGGUCACAGGGGAGACGUGUCACAGGGGAGACGUGUCACAGGGGAGACGUGUCACGGGGAGAU